GGGAAGAGCUUUGCUGAAGUUUGUGGAACACAAAGGUCACUGCCCCUAAACUACGAGAACGGACUCUCGCUCUUUCCGCCUCCUUCCGUGCAAUAAAGGCUCCCCACGCCGAGAACUGCGAGCACUCCGAGGCUGCCGAUGGCUCUGACCGGCAAAGUUGCGCUAGUGACAGGAGCGGCGCAGGGGAUCGGCAGGGCGUUCAGUGAAGCGCUGCUCCGGCAGGGCUGUAAGGUCGUUCUCCUGGAUGUGAAUGCCGUUGCCGGUGAAUCCUGUAAGAAUGAUUUGGAUAUGGAAUUUGAUAGUUGCAACACUUUGUUCAUUGCCUGUGAUGUGGGAUCUGAAGAACAGUUGAAAUGUGCUUUUAAGAAAGCACUUGAACGCUUUGGAAGUCUGGAUAUACUGUGCAAUAAUGCUGGAAUUAACAAUGAGAACAACUGGGAACAAACAAUCAACAUUAAUUUGACGUCUGUGAUCCGAGGAACGUACCUAGCUUUGGACUACAUGAACAAACAGAAUGGUGGGAAAGGAGGAAUUAUAGUGAACAUAGCCUCUUUAGCAGGUAUAUACCCAGCGCCGCAUGGGCCAGUGUACACAGCCACAAAACACGGUGUCGUUGGUUUCACCAGGGCAAUAGCAGCCACAUCAAAAUUGGCAGGCUACGGAGUCCGGGUCAACACCAUUUGUCCAGCCUUUGUGGACACUCCCCUGCUUAACUCUGUUGACAGCCAGGAAAUGAUGGGGAAGUUUUACAUUUUCAAGGACACUGUCAAAGAAUUGAUUGAUCACUAUGGAAUAUUAGACCCUGCAUUAAUCGUUCAGGGACUGAUGAAAAUAAUUCAAGAGGAAGACUUGAAUGGAGCAGUAAUGAGAAUAACCAAGACAAAGGGAAUCCACUUUGAAAAUUAUGACUCGUCUCUGGUUCAGCCAGCACUAAAGUAAACUAUCAUCAAGAAGUGCUGUGUCUUGCCAGGAGUGCACUAUCUGAACAGGGGACUCAACGGAGCAGAAAGAACUUUUGCUUUGGCACCUAUGCAAACUGAUAGUACACACUCGUUCCUGGGUGUCUUUUCUCUUUGCAUUAAAUUAUUUAUAAAUUAAUUUUGUUUAUGCAGUCCUGAAAUGUAAGAUCAUAGAGGAUUCCUUCAGCUAAUUUUGAUGUAAAUUAAAAGCAGCUUGAUUUUUGAUGCUCCUUCCAUAGAAAAGGUUAUCUGGGCAUUGUAUACUUCAGGAUAAUUCCUGAACUGCUCAAACUUCAGGCUACAAUGACAGAUAAUCAUUCAAACUCCAUCAAAAUUAUUACGGUGCCUUUAAUAUAAUAUUGUCAUAAUCAUUAUUAUGUGCCAUGCGGUAUGACGUGGACGAUCAUGGUCUUCAUCCAUGACCAGGAUUGCUUUUGGCAAAUUUAUCUGCUGAGGUGGUUUGCCAUUCUCUUCUUCUGGGCAGUAUCUUUACAAGAGGGGUGACCCCUAUCAUUAUCAACACUCUUCAGGGAUUGUCUGCCUGACGUCAGUGGUCGCAUAAACAGGACUUGUGUGACUUGCAUCACUAAGCAGGUACGACAUCUCGCCCAAGGAUAACCUGCAGGCUAACGGAGGAAAGGAGCACUUUACACUUCCUUUAGUAGAGAUAUAUCUACACCCCGUCACCUAUUUAAUAUAACAGGGAAUGCAAAAUUUUAGAAAAAGUGACUGGAAAUUCUGGAAAUAGGCUUUAGAGGGCAUUUUAGAGGAGGGAAAGUUUAAGUUUUGCCAAGGUACCUGUGAAAUCAAGGCUGAGGAACCUCAUGGCAGCGUACCUCAUGACAGCAGCACUCAAGGAUCACCCAUCAUUGUCUGCAGUCUACGUUGCUGAGUGCUGGGGGGUAGAUAUGUUUACCAACUAACUCUCUGGAAGGGGCAAAAGGAUAGAUGUUCUUUGCCAGCUGCCCCCAUGAAUUGGAGAGUUCCAGCCAUUUAGUCCAGUGUCUGUCCUAAAUAUGAUUCCUGUGAGAGAAAGAGGAGCAGUGCAAAGCUUCAUCCUUUCUCUGUGAGAUUACGAAUGGAGAGACUCAUCAAUUUCAGCAUCGUGAAGAGAUUUGAAAACAGUCCAUUUAAGUAUUUCAACAUUAAGUAGGUUAGUCUGGAAAGAGAGAAAGAAUGCUCCUCCAACUUAUUCUGCUCAAGUUAUUCUUCCCUCCCCACCAACAUCUUUUUUUAUCAGGCCACUUAAGUGAAAAUCAAGCUUUGAGGAUCACAUGCUUCUAGCGGGUCUAUAUUUUGACAUUUAAAGUCUUUUUACCUCAUGCUUUUUCUUUCAGUGUCAUUUUCACACUGGGACCAAAGAUUACCGUAUCUUUUAGCAAAGGCAGCAAAAGUAACUUGAAGUGAUUAAUGUUAAUUUGUUCAAAUAAAACACGUUAGCUCUGUAAUAUUUCAUCAUUUAUAACAUUAUCUGGCUUUCACGUGGUCUUUUGUUUUCAAAACACAAGAGAUUCUGAGUUGUUGGAAAUCCAGAGAACACACGCACAAAAUGCUGGAGGAACUCUGUAGGUCAGGCAGCAUCUAUGGAGAGGAAUUCUGAGCUGAGACCCUUUGUCAGGAUUUGCUUUGUUUUUAUGAUUAGUGGAAAAGCAAAGUUUGAACGAACAAUAUCCACAACCCGGAAACAAUUUUUAUCAACCUGAUGAAGGUUCUCAGCCCAAAACAUUGGCUCUUUACUCUUUUCCAUAGAUGCUGCCUGGUCCGCUCAGUUCCUCUGGCAUUUUGUGUGUGUUGCUUUGAUUUCCAGCAUCUGCAGAUUUUUACUUGUGUGUGAAGGAGUUGUAAGCUUUUAAGAUGCUCUUUGAUUUUUUAGCCAUUUUUGCCCAGAAGUUAAGUGAGCAGUUUGAUGGAGAGAAGGGGAAUUAUUUGAACCUAAGUUGUUGCAACAAGAAAGAAGUGGGAUCCAAGGAGAAGAUUUAUGUCUUAUUCAGUACUCAUCCACAAUGACUCCAGGGUAGAACUAGGAUCAUAUUCCAUCACACAACAUCCAUGAGAGAUGGCUGAGAUUAUGUUUAUCCUGGUGAUCUUUGUUCAGGUCAAGUACAUUUUAGAACAUAAGAUAUAGGAGCAGAAUUAGGCUGAUCCAAUUUUCCUCUCAGCCCCAGUCUUCUGCCUUCUCCCUGUAUCCCUUCAUGCCCUGAACAAUCAAGAAUCUAUUAACCUCUGUCUUAAAUAUAUGUAAAGACUUGGCCUCCACAGCUGCCUGUGGCAAUGAAUUUCACAGAAAAAAUCGUUUGCUGAUCAAAUAUCUGGUAUUGCAGGUUGUGGACUUUGAUUCCCUCUGGUAGGAAAUUUAAAUUCAAUUAUUUAAAUAAAUCCGGAAUACGAAGUGAAGGUCAGUAAUGGUGACCACACACUGCCAGAAAGCUGUUAAAAAUCUAUCUGGUUUAUUAAUAAACACUUAGUGGCCAUUUUAUUAGGCAGACCUGUACAAUUGGUCUUUAAUCUAACUAUCUAAUCAUGUGGCAGCAACCCAAUGCAUAAAGGAAUGCAGGCAUUUAUUUAUUUAUUUAUUUAGCGAUACAAUGCAGAGUCAGCCCUUCCAGCUCUUCGAGCCACUCCUCCCCAGCAUCCCCACAACCUCAAUUAACCCUAUCCUAAUCAUGGGGCAAUUUACAAUAAACUGUUAACCUACCUGAUACAUCUUUGGACUGUGGGAGGAAACCUGGGCACCUGGGGAAAGCCCACACAUUCCACAGGGAGGAGAUACAGAGACACCAUACAGGACGGAGCUGGAAUUGAACUCUGAACUCUGGAACACACUGAGCUGUAAUGGCCUCGUACUAAUUGCUGCAUUACUGUGGUACCAUGGUCAAGAGGUUCAGUCCAAAAGUCAAAAUGGGGAGGAAAUGUGAUCUAAGUAACUUUGACCAUGGAAUGAUUGUUGGUGCCAGACGGGGUGGUUUGAGUAUCUCAGAAACUGCUGAGCUGCUAGGAUUUUCACACACAUCAGUCUCUAGAGUUUACAGAGAAUGGUGAAAGAAACAAAAAAUAUCCAGUGAGCAGCAGUUCUGUGGGUGAAAAUGCUUUGUUAAUGAGAGAGAUCAGAGGAGAAUGGCCAGACUGGUUCAAGCUGACAGGAAGGCAACAGUAACUCAAAUCACCACAUUUUACAACAGUGCUGUGUAGAAGAGCAUCUUUGAACACACAACACAUUGAUCCAUGAAGCAGAUGGGCUAUAGCAACAGUAGGCCACUAAGUGUAUAAGGAAGGAUAUCUCUUGGUGACUCCAGACCCACCCAUCGAUACAAUUUAUUCUUAACUGCUGUCUGAAGAGGCAAUUCAAGGUAUCCAGUCUCCAGGACAAUUCAGGAAUGGACAGCAAAAUACACACCUUAUGAAUGAAUGCACCCCAAUGUUAGAACAAUUCAGUGUAACAGAAAUUCACUCUUGAAGAAUUCACAAAAAAAGGAUUAAGAUACAGAAUAAGAAUCCACUCUUAUGAAAUAUAUAAUAGAAAAUGUAACUAAAUAAACACAAAAAACCCAAAAAAAUUAACUAACUUUUACCAUUUCUGCCAAGGGUUUGUGGUGCAGAACAUUGCAAUGCACGUUUUUUUAGGAGUGCAUCCCCUCCAUAACUGAGUUCAGUCUGAACAGGGAAAAGGAAAGCUGGAUCAGGAGAGACUGAGGGAUGUGGGGAUAGUGCAGGAACACAGACCUGAAGUAGAAGUUCAGCCACAAUCUUGUUCAAUGUCAGAGUGACCUGGCUUCCUCUGCUCCUCAUUCUUAUUUCUAUUAACUGUACUGGAUGUACUAAAAUAACAUUUACACAAACUACUCAGAGACUGAUGUGGGGACUUUACAGAAUCCACAUGUCACUGUGCACCAAAGAUCUGCCCUGUGAGAGAAGACUAUCAUAACCCAUCCCUACAAAACAUUCCACCAACAUGGUGGUUAGGGAAGGUACAAUAACAACAUUUAAAAGACACUUGGACAGGGAGAUAGUUAGGAAAGGGAGGAAUAUGGGACAAAUGCUAGCAAAUAGGACUGACUUAGAUGGGAAUCUUGAUCAGAUGGACCAUUUGGGCUGAAGGGUCUGAUAGAUGAUUAGAACGUACAGAUAAAUUGCCAAAACUGUUUGAUGAAAAUAAAAUUUGCCUGUUUCUAUGAAUUAAGAUAUUACUGCACUAUCUUAACUGUUGUAAAGUUGAAUUGAUCGGCUAAACUAUAUUAAAGCUAGUUGGCAUGACUACAAUGACACACAUUGGGCUGUAAAAUAUUUAUGAGCUAAGUAAAU
This is a messenger RNA of Mobula hypostoma (lesser devil ray), 5258 nucleotides long. RefSeq names its product 15-hydroxyprostaglandin dehydrogenase (gene hpgd). The coding region runs from base 139 to 939 and encodes 266 amino acids. Lineage: Eukaryota; Metazoa; Chordata; Chondrichthyes; Myliobatiformes; Myliobatidae. Gene Ontology annotation, molecular function: oxidoreductase activity, acting on the CH-OH group of donors, NAD or NADP as acceptor. Gene Ontology annotation, cellular component: cytoplasm. The record is from RefSeq and is a predicted model, not a curated record. The transcript is spliced from 7 exons.